Dendronephthya gigantea is the source of this 758-nucleotide messenger RNA. RefSeq names its product leucine-rich repeat extensin-like protein 3. The record is from RefSeq and is a predicted model, not a curated record. Bases 1 to 678 code for a protein of 225 amino acids. NCBI's taxonomy places the organism in Eukaryota, Metazoa, Cnidaria, Anthozoa, Malacalcyonacea, Nephtheidae. The transcript has 2 exons.
AUGAAUAGUCUUCAAGACGAUUUAAGAGCAUCGUCGCUCAUAUUUCCUGAGACGGAACAAACUACUGAAACCGAACAAACUGUGACAACACCACCGACAUCGUCGAUCACACCCACAAUAUCACCAACAACACCCCCGAUUACAAACCCUACUUCUCUUCCCACCCCCUCUUCUUCCCUUCCCACACUUCCUCCAAAUGUUCCUACCACUCUUCCAAACCCAACUCCACCCUUUACAAACCCUGCUCCUCCUCCCUCUCCUCCAAACCCUGCUCCUUCACCUUCUCCUCCUCCCUCUCCUCCAAACCCUGCUCCCCCACCUUCUCCUCCUUCCCCUCCUCCAAACCCCGCUCCCCCACCUGCUCCUCCACCACCUGCUCCUCCACCUCCUCCUCCACCACCUCCUCCACCACCUCCUCCACCACCUCCUCCGAAUGUUGCUUCGCCUCCACCCCCUCCAAAUCCUCCACCACCACCUCCUCCCGUUGCCCCACCUCCUGCCCCACCUGUUGCACCUCCUCCCCCUCCUCCUCCACUUCCCCCAUCAUCUUCCGGCCCUCCUCCCUCUCCACCCGUGACUUCAGGAGCUUCCCCACCAUCAACCUCAUCUUUACAACCUCCACCUUUACCACCAUUCUACAAUGACUUCUACAAAAGAUCAAAAAUAGCACAAAAAUAAAAACUCACGUAUAAAAACAAUUUUACAAACAGAACAUUCAUAAUCCUCGAGUUGAAAACCUUGAAGUGUAAAUAAUAUAU